CUGGACACGCAGAGCCACCAUGCCGAACUGGGGAGGCGGCAACAAAUGCGGUGCCUGUGGCCGCACUGUCUACCAUGCCGAGGAGGUGCAGUGCGACGGGAGGAGCUUCCACCGGUGCUGCUUCCUCUGCAUGGUCUGCCGGAAAAACUUGGACAGCACAACUGUAGCGAUUCAUGAUGCUGAAGUUUACUGCAAAUCUUGCUAUGGGAAAAAGUAUGGCCCGAAAGGUUACGGAUAUGGCCAAGGGGCAGGCACGCUGAACAUGGACAGGGGAGAGAGACUAGGCAUCAAGCCUGAGAGCACGCCCUCUCCCCACCGACCCACAACAAAUCCAAACACUUCAAAGUUCGCUCAGAAGUUCGGAGGGGCAGAGAAAUGCUCCAGGUGUGGCGAUUCUGUUUAUGCGGCAGAGAAAGUAAUAGGAGCUGGAAAGCCGUGGCACAAAAACUGCUUCCGAUGUGCCAAGUGUGGAAAAAGCCUAGAAUCUACAACCCUAACUGAAAAAGAGGGAGAAAUCUAUUGUAAAGGUUGUUACGCGAAGAACUUUGGCCCCAAGGGAUUUGGGUAUGGCCAGGGAGCUGGUGCCCUCGUUCACGCCCAGUGAGGAGGCAGGGCUCAAAUCCCUUAGGGCUCUGCUGAGAUCCUGCUACAAGAAACAAGAGAGUUUCCUAAAUGUUACUAACUAACUACUGUGAAACAGAUACUAGUUACUGUAGUGCUUGGGCAUACGUUCAGCAGAUGAUUUUUUUUUUUUUAAAAAAAAGCACUGCUUUUUUUCCUUGCUUUGUGUAUCACACUGUAACACUUUUAAUACUGAAUAUCAAUUCAAUAAAGCUUUGCUUGUUGAUAUAUCCUAAA
Aptenodytes forsteri (emperor penguin) is the source of this 858-nucleotide messenger RNA. RefSeq names its product cysteine and glycine rich protein 2 (gene CSRP2). The coding region runs from base 20 to 604 and encodes 194 amino acids. The record is from RefSeq and is a predicted model, not a curated record. Gene Ontology annotation, cellular component: nucleus; Z disc; cytoplasm. Lineage: Eukaryota; Metazoa; Chordata; Aves; Sphenisciformes; Spheniscidae. Gene Ontology annotation, molecular function: actinin binding; structural constituent of muscle. Gene Ontology annotation, biological process: muscle tissue development; sarcomere organization. The transcript is spliced from 5 exons.